Molecule: messenger RNA, 440 nt
Organism: Saccostrea cuccullata (small rock oyster)
Lineage: Eukaryota; Metazoa; Mollusca; Bivalvia; Ostreida; Ostreidae
Product: putative nuclease HARBI1
Exons: 2
Source: RefSeq, a predicted model, not a curated record
CAAAUAUAUCUAAUUCCUACUUGCCACAAAUAAUGGGAAGAGUGAAUGGAUGGCUCCUGUGUCAUUCUGGCUAUCCCCUGAAGACAUGGUUGCUGACACCAUUUGCUCAGCCAUCCAACCAGCAGGAGCACCGGUACAAAUCCUCCCACUGCUCCACGAAGAAUGCUGUCGAGAGAUUUCAUAUUUACAAAAGCAUUAUUUUUUCAUACAGAUGUCUUCACAAAACAGAGAAGUGCAUUAAAAUCAUUGAAUGCUGCUUUAGGCUGCACAACAAGGCUAUUAGUGAGAGGGUCCCCCUGCAGGCAGGGAACAAUGCUGUGCCAGUGUACCACAACCAUGAUCUAUACAAUGGAAAUGACAAUGAUGGAUUUGCCUUGAGACAGAGAAUUGCUCAUCAUUUUCACGUGAUCAACAAAAUUACUUUCCCUGUAAACUUUUAA